Messenger RNA from Cordyceps militaris CM01, 1023 nucleotides. RefSeq names its product aldose-1-epimerase, putative. The transcript has a single exon. The record is from RefSeq and is a predicted model, not a curated record. Gene Ontology annotation, molecular function: carbohydrate binding; aldose 1-epimerase activity. Lineage: Eukaryota; Fungi; Ascomycota; Sordariomycetes; Hypocreales; Cordycipitaceae. Gene Ontology annotation, biological process: glucose metabolic process; beta-D-galactose catabolic process via UDP-galactose, Leloir pathway. Bases 1 to 1023 code for a protein of 340 amino acids.
AUGGGCGCAGACACACAUUUUAGCUUUCUGCCGCUUGGCGCCAUCAUCCAGGCCUUCUACAUCAACGGCAUCAAUAUCGUACAAGGCUUCCCCACGCAGGAGCUCUACCAGACGCACAACAGUCCGCAUUUCGGGGAAACCAUUGGCCGCGUGGCGAACCGUAUCAAGGGUGCCCGGCUCGACAUCGUCAACGGCACGACGUACCCGCUGGCCGCCAACAACAGCGGCAACACGCUCCAUGGCGGCAUUGUCGGCUGGGGCAAGCGCGUCUGGCAGGGGCCGACGCCGAUCGGCCUGCGCCCCAUCCCCGGCGUCGACGGCCUGCGCGGCGGUGAGAGCAUCCAGUUCACGCUGACGAGCGAGGAUGGGGACGAGGGCUUCCCCGGCGCGCUCGACGUCAAAGUGGUGUACACGGCGGGCACACAGCCCCUAGACGGCAAGGAGGCGACCGUUCUGGGGAUCGAGUACGAGGCGCAGCUGGUCGGCGGCGCGGAUGAAACCGUCAUCAAUAUGACGAACCACUCGUACUUUAAUCUCGGCGGCGACGCGACCGUUGCCGGCACGCAGGUCACCCUCGGGUCCAACCAGUACCUCCCCGUCGACAGCACCGGCGUGCCCACCGGCGGACCGUCCACCUUUCCCGGCGUCGAGCCCAACCAGAAGAUCCAUCUCGGCGCCGACGCGCCCGCGUUUGACCACUGCUUCACCACGACGGCGGACCCCGCCGCCGUGCCCGUUGACACACGCGCGCAGCCGCUGCAGCUGCACCUGACCGCGGCGCACCCGGCCACGGACACCCACCUGCAGGUUCUGAGCACCGAGCCAUCGUUUCAGUUUUACACGGGCGACUUUACCGAUGUGCCGGCCGUUGCGGGGGCCCCGGCGCGCGGCGCGCGGUCGGCGUUUUGCUGCGAGCCGGGCCGCUGGGUGAAUGCGCCCAACGUGCCGGCGUGGAGAAACAUGACGCUUCUGAAAAGGGGCGAGAUGUAUGGAGCGCGCAUCGUGUACAAGGCUUGGGCGUAG